Dermacentor silvarum is the source of this 5745-nucleotide messenger RNA. RefSeq names its product exopolyphosphatase PRUNE1-like. Gene Ontology annotation, molecular function: exopolyphosphatase activity. The transcript is spliced from 23 exons. NCBI's taxonomy places the organism in Eukaryota, Metazoa, Arthropoda, Arachnida, Ixodida, Ixodidae. Bases 151 to 3678 code for a protein of 1175 amino acids. Gene Ontology annotation, cellular component: cytoplasm. The record is from RefSeq and is a predicted model, not a curated record.
UUUCGCGCUGCAUUGCUCCAUUGGGAAAUGGCCGCGAGUUGACUCUUUAACCUUUUCGCAAUGGUGCUGCGGAUGCUAGGCUCGUGUUAAGGCUCUCUUUUUCUUUUUUUCCUUUUGGUUAGAUACAGUUUGACAUUUACGACGCACAACAUGGAUCGAUUUCUCUUGGAGAGUAAACGUAACUUGGAAAAGCUCGACACUUUCACUAAAGUGCAUGUCGUGCUCGGAAAUGAAGCUUGCGAUUUGGAUUCCGCCGUGGCUGCUAUUGUCACCGCGUACCUGCUGCAUGAGCUUCAGCCGGUCGCGACAUUACUCGUCGUACCCGUACUUAACAUUGCGAGGAAGGACGUCAAACUACGAACGGAGAUCACGUAUUUCUUCGAACAAGUGGACAUUCCUCUCGACACUCUUGUCUGCCGGGACGAAAUCGACUUAAAGAAACUUCACGCUCAGUCAAAGUUGUCGCUGACCCUAGUGGAUCACAAUCUUUUGCCCAAAGAAGAUGCUGACUUGCAGGCUGCAGUCCAGGAGAUCAUUGACCACCACAGAUUGGAAACAUCUCACAGAUGUGACAAGACAGUCGAAAUGGUUGGAUCAUGCUGCACUCUGGUAGCUGAGAAAGUUUUGCACUCUAAGCCAGAGCUCUUCAGCCCUCAAGUUGCUCUCUUGCUUUACGGCACAAUCCUUCUGGACACAGUGUGCCUCUCUGAGUCUGCACGGAAAACGACAGCCAAGGACUUGGAAAUGGUGUCCAAGUUGCAGGCGUUGCUUCCGGAGCUGAGCAAGGAGGAAGUCUUCAAGCCACUGUGCAGGGCAAGGUCCAGCGUUGAUGGCUUGUGUUUGGAUGAGCUCCUUCGCAAGGACCUCAAGGUUGUCUGCUCAUCAGCAAAGCGCAUAGCGAUAUCGUCGGUGCCUGGAGAAUUAAAGAGCAUCUGUCAGGAGAACACAAUGGAGGCAGAGCUGGGCAAGUUCUGCAAGACACAUGGCUACAGUGCCCUCAUCAUCCUCACCUUUGCUGUAGAAGAAAAAAGCAAUUCGGUUCAGAGGCAGCUGGCAGUCUUCUCUUCGGACAUUGUGCUCAAGCAGCAGCUGACGUCAACACUUUUGGCAGUGGGGGACCCUUCACUGGAUCUCCAGGUUUCGCAUAUGUCUACAGACCACCUCAUCACAUUUGUCCAAGGCAACACUCAAGCCUCGAGAAAAGUCAUCCUUCCAGUUGUGAGAAAGUUCCUAAGCACUCUCGAUGAUAACAUCCUGCCCAAGAUGAAUGAGCAUUGCCCCCAGACAAAUGGAUCUCUCAGCGUUAACAAUCAACCUUGUGCACCAACAACUGCAGGUGUUCAUUCCACAAAGAAUGCAAGCAGUCCUGAGGACACAGCAUUGCGGGACCCGCCUUUCUCACCUUCGGACUCUUCAAAUAGCAUGUCUGAAACUGCAAAAGAUGGGGUUUCUUGCAGAGGCACAGAAAAGGUGAACGAUGAAAGCUUCGAUGCAGCAGUUGAUGCUGAUGCACCGAGUCAUGCUGCCUUCCCCUACCGAGCCCAGACGGUGGACUUUCCUGACAGCCCACACCUGAGGUCUGCACAGAGGAAAACUGGUUCAACCUGUGGUGAAGAUGAAACAGAUGAUGAAGUUUUGUCUAGAGGAGACCACAUGUCAGUUUCUGAAGCUCGAAGAGCUUCCUGUUCCCCAUUACUGGCUCAAGUCAGCAACCUUGAGUUGAGCCAACCUUUGAGCCUGGCCUCGGAGCUGGAAGAAUACUAUGAGGACAGUCUCCUAAGCGGCAGACUGGCCGUUCCCAAUUUGGAAAAAUCGCCUUUGUCAGCUCCCCUCACAAUUUCCUCCUCCAGCCCCGAGUUUGAGGCUGAAAAUGAAGAGGCUGAACCUACGUCACUGCCCAGCUUCGGUUUUUCCUCGCAGAAUGAUGACUCCUAUGCUCAAGUCAAACACUCCACACCUAAUGCGAGCAAGACUUCGUUAGACCCUGCAAUCGAACAGUAUUCUGAUGACGUGGCUCGCAUUAAUCUGCACAACCUGCCUUCUUCCUUAGACAAUGGCAACUCUUUUCUUUUUGAAGAGAAGGCCUCUGGGGAACUACCAGACGAAGAUCUCGUUGUGAAGAUUAGAAGCUGCUUCGAUGAGGCUAAAAUUAAGGAUGGCUACGUUUUGAGCGGGCGGCUUCAGGACCUGCUGACCCCGAAGGAAGUGGACGAAAUUGUCAACAACUAUGUCUCGUACUCCAGCUUUAUUGACGACAACAUCCUAGAGGCUGUCGUAGAAUUGGCAGGAGGGAGCCAGAGCCUGAAGAAUGGCAACAGUCAUCAAAGUCGGGAAAAGAAAGUGAUUGUACCAAACUUGGAGCCGUUCACAGAUGACUCAAGCGACAUUGUAGUGGUUGCUUACGAGGAGGACGACAUUAGCUCUAGCCUUUGCAGCAAUGGGAACAAGACGGCGAGCCUUGAAAAGAGGAGUGUAGCUCACUGCGGUGGUGGUGACGGCCAUGGCAUUCCGGAGACCGAGACCUUUCACUCUCUGAAGAGGAUAGACGUUGAGGAGUCAGUCCUAAAGAAACUCCAUAUGCUUCCUGGUACUGGAAUUCCGAGCAGAUUUAUGGCUGACUCAUCUCGUAGUUUGUCUUCGCUGCCAGUCGAGCUCUCUCAGCAGAAGCAAGAGGUUAAGAUGAGCACUGCCCGUUCAGAUCCAGAACUGCCUGUAAUGGCCUAUGCAGAACAACCCUUUAACGACAGUGUCGACAGUGUCGAACAACCCUUUAACGACAUUGCCACUGCUGCUGAUGUUCCACCCGAGCUUGUUUCAGAAGAAAGGCUGCAGGAAAAUGACUCCAGUACCCCAGCAGAGAGGCCUUCAAGCUUGAGUGGUGCUAACAGGAGCAGGCGCAAGAUUAAAGUGAACCCAGACAUUCUUCGUGCCCAGAUUGGUCUUGACGAUGACCAGAAAAGCCUUUCAUCAAUGAGCAACAAGAGUGACGGAGAUGUCUUCUCACCUGCGGACGACCUGGCCACGCCAGAUAUCGAGACUCCUGAUGAACUGGGUGACUCUGUACUUGGAAGAGAUGACUCGACCCUGAGUGACUCAAUUCCUGAGAUGUCUGCUCGAGAAGAGUACGCAGAGGAGAGAAGCUGGAAGACUUGCAACGUGGGGGGUGUUGAGCGCAAGAUUGACAUGAGGGUGAUCGAGCCCUACAAGAAGGUGCUGUCCCAUGGAGGCUACUUUGCAGAGGAUCGUCAGGCCAUCAUUGUGUUCAGCGCAUGCCACCUGCCUGAUCGGUGCCGAAGAGACUACGACUAUGUCAUGGAUAAUCUAUUUUUGUAUGUUUUGUCAACGUUAGACCAACUGGUGGUUGAGAACUACGUGUUGAUUUACCUUCAUGGGGCCACUGAGCGCAGCAAGAUGCCCAGCUUUGGGUGGCUUAAGCGCUGCUACCAGAUGAUUGACAGAAGGUUGCGGAAAAACCUGAAAGGGCUCUAUCUAGUGCACCCUACAUUCUGGCUCAAGACCAUUGUCAUUAUGACCAGGCCUUUUAUCAGCACAAAGUUUAGCAGGAAGCUGCGUUUUGUAUAUAGUCUCGAAGAGUUGUCUUGGGUGGUGCCGCUUGACCAUGUGUGCAUACCAGACAAAGUGAAGCAAUUCGAUGCUGAGCGCGUCCUUGAAGGAUAGGAGAGCCUCACUCCGCUUCAUGGAGGUUGGAGUUUGAGAACAUGAUCAAGGAGAAGAAAAAAAAACUGGGGAGCAGAAAGGUUCUUCCAGGGCCAAGGCAGGUCACGGAUGAUGCUUCCUAGCAGCUCUGUUACUGCAGCACCUGGACUGAUGCAGGUGCUUCGUCAAAACAGUUGUUGUUUAUGAGUGUUGUUGCGACUUUUAGCUUCUGAGCACUGUACAGAGUAGAAAGACACUUAGCAUUCGCAUUCAGUUGACAUAUUUGUACAGCCAACGUGUUUUGUGGCUCAUAUUUAUAGUCUGAGAAAGAGCCAAGAAUGGUAUCUUACUUGAGGAUAAGCUGUAAGUUAUGACUAGGCGGUGUCAAGACCUGGGAAUGCUUGUAUUUAUAUUCUGUGUGGAAAUAAGUGUGUGUCUUUUUUGGAUAUUCUUUUAUGUGCCUUUCUUUCUUAACUUCUGCAGAGCUGCACCUUCAAAUAUGUGCUGGCUUACAAAAAUGCUUCAUUGACAUCAGAUUUUAUCUUUUGUACAGUAAGUGUACAGUUACUAACUUUUAUCAGAGAAGGUCACAUGUGUAAUUUUGUGAUGAAUGGGGUGUCAAAAAUGAUGGGGCGUAUCAGGAGUGCAGACAGAUUUUGAGCAGUGUUGCUAUGCGACGCUUAUUAAACAUAUCAUGGCUUCCUGUGCAUCCGUUUUGUAGAAGUGCAGCACCAAAUGCGUUCGUCGUUCAAAGAGCACCUUAUGGAAUUUUGACAAUUUGUUGUAGCUUUGGUAGAUGUAACUAAGCUUCUGAUCAGCCAGAGUGGCGUAGACGGUAGCAGCGAGCAUAAGUAAUGCCAGUGGACUUGCAUAGUUCUAUUUCUACUGUGCGAACUGUGGCAGUGCUGUUGUACAUCAUAAUUGAAUGGUCUUGGCGCUGGUGUUGUUUUUGAAGAAUCAAUGUUGCUGUUACAAGAGCUUGUUGCUAGUUGCAGAGUUUAUAGAGUAGUUGACUGUUACACCUAGAGCUGUUUGCACCCAGUAUUUCGAAGCACCGACUUGCCAGCAUGCCUCCACGUGCAUGUUUGUUUGCUCUUAACCGUUGUAGCCGUGCCAGUGCAGUGUGUUGUCAAUGUCCCUGGCUUCAUUGUGCUGCAUGUAAUAAGCAUUGAAGCACAUUGCGCUGGGUAUGGCUGCUAACAUAGACUGAAGUAUUGUGCACAUAUAUAGCCUGUUUCAACCUUCAUAGCCUACACUCUGUUGUGUUUGCUGUAGUUAUGAUAAUAGUCAAGACAGACAUAUAUUUUGUAUGUGCACUUACAUGUUGGGGCACGCACUAUCAUUGACCAGAAUCCAAGAGUAUUGGUGUUUAUGUGAUGAUUGGCGUGUUCAGAAUACUUUUAAGCAGCACUGUGUGAUAAUGUUGGAAACUGUUGCUGUGGCAAGGCAUCCAGGAAGAAUGUUUGUUCAACUGACCUAAUGGAAUUGCUCAUUGAGCUAAAGUAGACUCACAAUGCUGCCACGUGACUGGGAAGCCAUGAGGCUUGCUAGUUUGCUGCGAGUAGCAUGUGUGCAAACACUCUAACUGCUUUAAGCAUGCAUGACGACACAAUACUGGCUACGUUUCAGCUAUGUGCAAAGCCUGUCCACGAAAUUUAGUGUGCUGUGUAUCAAAUGCAGCCUGCAUAUUUACCAGUUUGUAACUACCCGAAAUGGCUUGAAGCCAGAAGCUGUUGUGUGGUUAUCUUCGUGGCUCUUGUAUGCUAAACUGCUUGCACGUUGGUUGUCCAUACUGUGGGGUAACAAGUCAAAAGAUACGACACACUCCUGUUUGUGAAAUGCCUCGAUGUUGGGGCUUCCACUUGCCCCAUUUGUGCUCAGUGGCAUGGACAGUGAGAGCUCUACUACAGUACAAUAAUGCACUGUUGAUUGCUGCGUUUCAAAUGUUAUUGAAGUGUUGAUAGCUCAGUACUUAAAAGCCAGUGAGGGCCUGAUCAAACUGUAGGCUGGUUGUCGAAGACCAUUUCCUGUACUCAGAAAAGUGUAACCAAUGGACGGCCCAAUAAAGAAAAAAAUAAUUGGAGUGCA